AACCAAUUCAGUAACGCGCACCUUGCGAUUCUGCUGGAGUGGAGCAGAAAGUAGCGUCACUUUCUUCAUCGUCACAAGGAACAGAACCAGAGUGACAGCUUUCUGACGUCUAGUUCUUCGUUUACAAUGUCGUUUCAAACACUUAUAGAAUAGACAUAACUAUUUUUAGUUAUUCUUCUACUUUGAUUCGAUUCUCGAACGCGGAGAUGCAGUACUGGAGGCAGUGCGCAUUGUGGCUGAUAAACUGCAAGGUGCUUCCUCCGACCCAUCGGGUAACCGGGGACAGUGCCCAGRUAUUUGACUUGGCUCAGACGCUCCGGGACGGGGUGCUGCUCUGUCAGCUGCUCAACAAUUUGAAACCACACACCAUCAACCUGAAGGAGAUUAACCUUAGACCACAGAUGUCUCAGUUCCUCUGCUUGAAGAAUAUCCGGACUUUCCUGACAUCCUGCUGUGAGGUGUUUGGGAUGAAGAAGACUGAUCUGUUUGAGGCCUUCGACCUGUUUGAUGUCCGGGACUUUGGAAAGGUAACAAAGACAUACCGCGGCCAACUCUCCGCUCUGUUUGUUCAUACCUUUACAAAAAAGUCGUACAGGAAGUCCUGAAGAAUAUAUAUCCUGCAGGAAUAGGAAGUCCUGCAGGAUAUCCCACAGGAUUUUCGUGGCCACUUUCCUGUAGGACAAUUCCUGCAGGAAUCCUGCAGAAUCAUGUAGGAAUCAUGCAGGUAGUCCUUCGGGAAAACAAUCUUGCAGGAAUCCUGCAGAAUCAUGUAGGAAUCAUGCAGGUAGUCCUUCGGGAAAACAAUCUUGCAGGAAUCCUGCAGAUAGACCUCAAAUAAAUCCUGCAGGAUUGUUUCCUGAAUGACCAGCUGCAGGAAUUGUCCUACACCAAAAUGGCCCCCAAAUCCUGUGGGAUAUCCUGUGGGUGAGGGUCCUCCAGGUAAUUCCACAAGAUUUCCAGGGCGGCCAUUUUCCUGUAGGAACACCUGCUGGAUUCCUUCCUCAUCCUUCAGAGAAUUUCAUGUAGGACAAUCCACAUUCUUUCAAAAGAAUGGACAAAUUGCACAAGAUAUAAGAUUGCAUGGCAAUGUUAUUAUCCAAUGAAGCAACAGCUGAUGUGUUGGAUUGGCCAUUUCACCAUAUUAUUUUAUGCAGAUUUAGCAGAUUUAGAAUAAAUAUGGUAAAGGCAUAUUUUGUAAGAAGAGUGAGAAUAACGGUGACAUCACGUGAAUAGCUUAUGUGUAUUGGUGUGAAGCGAAACGGAUGUCUGCAAUGGUAAACGUGGUGAUAGUUGGUUUUAAUAUGGCUGGUACAACAACAACAUCUGACAGUAAUGCAUGUGUGUCAGGCUCCGUUUUAAAGGGAGAAAUGAGAGGUUGAAACUGUGUGUGGUGUUUCCUUCGCCUGCAUGGCUGUUGUCCAGUGCUGCCUUCUGUGGUAGUCAGUCUCGCAGUUGUUUACAGGCUCUGUCUUAACUGGGGAGGACAGGAGACAGACGACAGGGGGCAGAGUUCAGAAUAUCACUACAGAACAUCUGUGUUACAUGAAAAACGGCAACAAAAUAGUGCACAUGAUAUACUGUAGUAGUGAAAGACAAGCUACUCACCUUUAACUAGUAGACCACUGGACUAAUGGAGCUUUAACUAGUAGCGCCACUGGAUUAAUG
Messenger RNA from Salvelinus sp. IW2-2015, 1665 nucleotides. RefSeq names its product guanine nucleotide exchange factor VAV3-like. Gene Ontology annotation, molecular function: protein binding; guanyl-nucleotide exchange factor activity. The record is from RefSeq and is a predicted model, not a curated record. Gene Ontology annotation, cellular component: cytoplasm; plasma membrane. Gene Ontology annotation, biological process: cell migration; regulation of GTPase activity. Lineage: Eukaryota; Metazoa; Chordata; Actinopteri; Salmoniformes; Salmonidae.